GAGCUCACCCAUUGAACGCGCCGGGGGAGCAUGUCGGUGAGCGGCUGGCUGAAACGUAGCAUUGCAAGGUUUUCCGCCAAUCAUGGCACAACUUCGUCCAGUGCUACGAUCGCCGAUGGCGCGCACUCUUUAUGAACGUCUGCUUCGCGACCGGGAGCUUCAACACUUCGACAAAUCUCAAUGGUACCACGUGGACCUGAGCCGCAUCGAGAACGAGGAUGUGCGGUCCCGGUUCGUGCAGUGCGAGCUGGACGGCGACACGCAAGCUUUCCUCGAUAGGAGCACCGAAAAGUCUGGCUGGCUUGGCACACAAAUUUUACACGCCGUGGUCAGACUGUUUCUCGGCUGGUUCAUCACCAAGACCUCGCUUAAUGGGUUUCUGGGACGCGGCUCCAUGUUCGUCUUCUCCCGCGCCCAGUUCCUGGGGCUCUUGGGGUUCUCGGAAGACGCUUCGGGUCCGAUCUUCUCGUCCCUCCUGGACAUCGGCGCCGGGGACGGUAACGUGACGGCCGUUCUGGCGCCCUAUUUCCGCCGCGUGGACGUGACCGAAGUCUCGCCGCCGAUGCGACGCAUCCUCCAGCGCCGGGGCUACCGCGUCCUCGACGCCGUCAGCCUGACGUCGGAGAGCAACUGCACCUCCUCGGCUCCGGCCGGUUACGACGUCGUCUGCUGCCUGAACGUGCUGGACCGCUGCGACGCGCCCCUGGCUCUGCUUCGCUCGCUGAGGUCCAAGUUGGCCACACCGUCGGGCAAACUAGUGGUUGCCGUCGUCGUGCCCUUGUCACAGUACGUCGAGUCCGGGCAGUCCGGCACCGUACCGGCCGAGACCCUCGGCGUGUCCGGGACGACGCUGGAGGAGCAGGUGGAGUCUCUGUGUCGUGACGUCAUGGAGCCCGCCGGCUUCGCCCUCGAGUCGUGGACGCGCUUGCCGUACCUCUGCGAGGGCGACCUGGAGCAGGCCUACUACUGGCUCGACGACGUGGUCAUGGUUCUCAGAGCUGCCGGAGACACGCCGUCAUCCUGACAUCGUCCUGAAAAGGCGGCGCAAGACGACGUUUUUUUUGUUUUUGUUUUUUUUUUUUUCUUAUGGAAAGCAAGAGCCCAGAGCAGAAACCCGUGACGUCACGAGAUACUUGUAAAGCAACGUUAGCUGAACGUCACAAUGACUAGUUGUACCUAUUUUGCUUUAGACUUGGCGUACCACCUGUCGUGACGGCUUCAGCCUGAAGGCGGUGUUCCGAAGAUCUUUUGUGGAAAAUGUCGUCACGAGCCCAUAUAUCGUUGCUUGGGUUUUUUCAACGGGGAAAUGACGACGGGCGCGGUAGGGUUAGGAAGAACUCGACGCUUGAAAUUAGAACGCGAAAAAUUCCUCGAAUACAGCUCUUUUCUUUUUUUUUUCUUUUUUUUUUUUUUACAGCCCAUAAUGAGUUUUGCAAGUGAACAUUUUCUUGGGGUUGUCUCUGCUGUUGUCUAUCGUUUUUAUUGUGAUUCUGCAUAUUUACGUGAGAUAGUUUAUAUUGUGAAUAUCAGGUAAUUAACACAGUUGAAAUAAAUUUUGUGCGAAGUUUCGGCAUUGAUUACAGGAUUUAGGAUCAUAUGUACGAUGAUCGGACGGACAUCACUGAUCACUGACCGUUUUUGUUUCCUAAUUUCCAGCAGCACUCUAUUAUAAUUGGUCUUCUUAUUUGUCACGUGUAAUAUAAAACACGCAAUUUAGGAUUUAGGCUGAUAAUCAGAUCAAGAUGUUUUGCAUUUCUACCUCUGGAGUCCUUUUUCUUUUUUUUUUUUUUCUACGCCGCCCCAAAAAGGUAUUUCGAUUUGGACGAAUUUUUCAUACUCUUUUAUGAUAUUAAAGUUAUGUAUGUUCAUAUACUUAUGGCGUAUCUAGACGUUCUGAAACAUUGUUAAAGGCCCAAGGAAUUAAAGCGGUACUAAAAUUGUUCUUUAGGUCACCUUUCGUGGCGAAAACUCAAUCUGCAUGCCUUAGACAUGCAUCCUAUAAAACUCAAAAUUACAAUCAUGCAUGUUUUGUUUUUUUAUUAUUAAAAACCCGACCAAACAUCGCGACACGUCCUUUUUUCUGAGAUAUACGUCUGAAAAGAGACAUGUCACUAUGUUUCGUUGCAUUUUUAAUAGCAAAAAAAACACGUUAAAUCGCGUUUUUUUUUUCUUCUUUUUUUUAACGUUUAGGGUGUUUAAAUAUAAUUAUUGCAAUAGAAUUACGGAAUACACUUUCGUCCCCCAUUAACUCGUAGGCGCGUCAUCGCCAUCAGGGAAAAAGCUUUUGAGUGUCCUUACAAACGUGGAUGUGAGAAAUAAAAAGUCCCAACUGAGUUCGCUACA
Ixodes scapularis (black-legged tick) is the source of this 2343-nucleotide messenger RNA. Its product is annotated as protein-L-histidine N-pros-methyltransferase. The transcript is spliced from 4 exons. The record is from RefSeq and is a predicted model, not a curated record. Bases 83 to 1024 code for a protein of 313 amino acids. Lineage: Eukaryota; Metazoa; Arthropoda; Arachnida; Ixodida; Ixodidae. Gene Ontology annotation, molecular function: protein-L-histidine N-pros-methyltransferase activity.